Molecule: messenger RNA, 1185 nt
Organism: Aspergillus ruber CBS 135680
Lineage: Eukaryota; Fungi; Ascomycota; Eurotiomycetes; Eurotiales; Aspergillaceae
Product: oxidoreductase-like domain-containing protein
Exons: 1
Coding region: 192-977 (261 amino acids)
Cellular component (GO): mitochondrion
Source: RefSeq, a predicted model, not a curated record
AUCCUUGGCUGUACAUAACCCUAUCAUGUUAAAAAAGCCACUAAUGUUAGCAAUCUGAAGUUUAUGGAUGCGACGGCCGUCGGGAAAGGAAAACGAGAAAUCUCGCUAAAUUCCGGUACGUCAUAAUCGGCAUGUAUUAUUACAGAGCGCAAUAACUGCUACUUUUCACUUCCACCACCAGCACCAAAUCCAUGAUGGAGUGGCUUCCAGUCGCUGCCAGGAAGCAAUCGCUUCUUGGAAGAAGCCUUUUGAACCGAACACGCCCAUUCCUCUCAUCGCAAGCAUCACGUCCUCAUUACGCCUUUCCUCCGAGUUCCCGACGCAUGAACUCUCGUGAGCGUACAACCGAGGCCGACAUAGACGGCGACGAAGAAGAACCUCGCCAGGUAUACCCUUUGUCGGGCUACUAUUAUGACAUCCUCGCAACCAAAUCUCCCUACCGUCGGCAAGCACCUACCUCGCGUCCCGUCCCCACGAAACCCGAUACACCAACACCAGCCUCCACGGUCGAACCGCAGUCCCCAAAGGACAAGAUGUCGAUUGUCUUCGGUAGCCGGCUUCAAACCCCCGGACGUUCGUCGCGAUAUGACGCAGGCAAUGUGCCUCCUGAGUCGAUGUGGAAAACUAUCAAUGGGGUUGCGAUCCCGCCGCGGCCGUCGGAACCGGAUAAUUGCUGUAUGAGUGGCUGCGCUCAUUGUGUAUGGGAUGAUUAUCGUGAUGAUAUGGAAGAAUGGGCCAAUAGGCUCGAUCACGCGAAGGCGAGGGGUGUACCGAAGACUCCGGAUAUGCGGCAGAAUAAGAGGGCCGAGGUUGAAAGUGCGAGUAUGAGUAUGGAUGAUGAUGGGGGUGGCAGCGAGGCAAAUUGGCCUGUGGAAGACCAAAAGGAGGAUAUAUUUGCCGGUAUUCCUGUGGGAAUUCGGGAGUUUAUGAGGACGGAGAAGAAGUUGAAGAAAAAACACCAGGAAGCUACAACAUGAGGACUGGGUUUAAGGGAGCGGAAGAAUGAAGAAAAGCUGAGCUCUUUGCCAUUUAAACUACUAUUUCGUUUUGUUAGAUACCCUGUGUAUAUUGGUUAGCAUUGUGAGGAGUCAUGUUCAUGGGUUGGAAUCUAUAGGAAUAUAUAAACUGUAUAGUGACAGGACCGAAGAAAGUGCGUGAAAUAAACGAAAUUGUUCAUAUAUACUG